This is a messenger RNA of Homarus americanus (American lobster), 1046 nucleotides long. RefSeq lists its product as uncharacterized. Gene Ontology annotation, molecular function: chitin binding. Lineage: Eukaryota; Metazoa; Arthropoda; Malacostraca; Decapoda; Nephropidae. Gene Ontology annotation, cellular component: extracellular region. Bases 98 to 892 code for a protein of 264 amino acids. The transcript has 2 exons. The record is from RefSeq and is a predicted model, not a curated record.
CGUGUACAUUCAGCUCUCAGUUGUCACCUGCGCCACACACCUGCAGCAACCAGCCAGCCAGCCACCUAAUUUACCCUCACGUGGUGUCACCUUCACUAUGGGCCGCCGUCUACUACACCUGUUGCUGGUGCUGUGUACGGGCGGGACGCUGGGCCAGGACCCGUGUACACCUGACUGUAGUAACAUGGAUCCCCAGGACAUGGUAGAAGACCCUAAUGACUGCCACCGCUACUAUAUAUGUCUCCAGGAAGGACACCCCUCUGAUCACUCCAUCCCCUGCCCCGCCGAGCACAGGUUCACCUCCACGUAUGGUGACUGUGUACCUGACGAUGGCUGUACCCCCUCCUGCACCACACCCGUCAGUACCACCACCAGCCGCGCCUGUCACUAUACCUGUAACAGUGAGGGUGAUCUACUAACUGAUCCCUUUGACUGUAAUAGCUACUACCUCUGUCACGCUGAUGGACAGUCAGGGCCAUAUAUCUGCCCUGAAGACCGACCUUACUUCAAUGGACAGUUCUGUGUGGAGAAUAUCGAGUCCUGCUGCCGUGACCCCUGCGUCGUCUUCUGCUACCCCAACAACAUCCAGAUCCCUGACCCUCUCGACUGUCGCAGGUUCUACAUCUGCGUGGAGGAAGGCUCACCCUAUGAGGAUCACCACUACGACUGCAAGCCCGGCAUGGUGAUGGAUCCCGGUGUAGGUGUGUGUGUGGCCGGGAACUACUGCCAGCCUCAGUGUACCGCCCAACAGGCCCAGGUGAUGGCGGCCAUGGAGGAGAAACUACAGAAAAUAGCUGAUGUUACAUAUGACCAGAAACACAAUGAUUACUUAUCACUCAGUGCCCUGGCUGAACAGACGGAGCUACGGCGGUAUGAAGCUUCGUUGAGGUAGUGAACCUAACCUAACCUGAUCUACCCUAACCUAAACUAACCCAACCUAAUCUAACCCAACAUCGCCCAACUUAACCUAAACUAACUUAUGUCUACUAUAAUUAUAAGCUGUCUGUAUCAUAACUUGCCUAUAACGCCAAUAAAGAAUAUGACCA